This is a messenger RNA of Urocitellus parryii (Arctic ground squirrel), 1086 nucleotides long. RefSeq names its product RAD9 checkpoint clamp component B (gene Rad9b). Gene Ontology annotation, cellular component: checkpoint clamp complex. Lineage: Eukaryota; Metazoa; Chordata; Mammalia; Rodentia; Sciuridae. The record is from RefSeq and is a predicted model, not a curated record. Gene Ontology annotation, biological process: mitotic intra-S DNA damage checkpoint signaling; DNA replication checkpoint signaling; DNA repair.
CAAUGGUCAACCUCAAUGAAAAUGAAUGAUAAUGACAGAGCAUUGAAUUUAAAUUGCAAAUUGGGAAUGAAGUCAAUUCUACCCAUCUUUAGAUGUCUGACUUCUCUCGAAAGAAAUGUAGAAAAGUGCAAAAUAUUCACCAGCUCUGAUGAAUGCAAAAUAGUUAUUCAGUUCUUCUGCAGGCAUGGUAUUAAAAGAACUCAUAAUGUGUGUUUUCAAGAAAGCCAGCCUUUGCAAGUUAUUUUUGAGAAGAAUAUGUGUACUAAUACACUGAUGAUUCAGCCAAGACUGCUUGCUGAGGCGAUUGUUCUUUUUACAUCAAGUCAAGAGGAGGUCACCCUUGCUGUUACUCCACUGAAUUUUUGCCUCAAGAGUUCUAGUGAGGAUUCCAUGGAUUUGACAAAUUCUGUGUACAGUGAGAUGUCUUUUGGCCCAGAUGAGUUUGACUUCUUUCAGAUUGGGUUGGAUACAGAAAUAACAUUUUGCUUCAAAGAAUUGAAGGGAAUGCUGAUGUUUUCAGAAGCUAUCCAUGUUCCUAUAUCCAUUCAUUUUGAUUUUCCUGGAAAACCAAUGGCUUUGAGUAUUGAUGACAUGCUACUGGAAGCUAACUUUAUUUUGGCUACCUUGGCUGAUGACCCAAGUCGGGCAUCUUCGCCACAAUCACUGUGUCUCUCGCAGACACGAAAAAGGUCAGAUAUGAUACGGUCAAAUUCGAAGGCUGAUAAAAGUGGAACCAGCCAGACUCCAGAGUAUAUCUCAAGAAAAUCAGCACCCAAGAGGCUUUAUCCUAGGGAAGCUGCCACCAAAAACUCUGCAGGGGAAAACUGUGGCAGCCCUCAAAGGAAGAAAGCAAGUGGAGACAACAUCUUUGAAGUACCCGAAAGCAUUGUGAGCGACACAGAGGAAGGGCCAGGCUCUCCAUAUCUCAGGAAGUUUUCUUGCAUGUUCUUUGGAGCUGUUUCUUCUGACCAGCAAGAACACUUCAAUCGCCCUUUGGACAGUCUGGCAAUAGCAAGUGACAGUGACGAGGAUGUGAUUAAUGGCACUGUUUCCACAUCUAAAGCUCAGUGAUAGCUUCGCCUUAAG